Molecule: messenger RNA, 1998 nt
Organism: Thelazia callipaeda (thelaziosis nematode)
Lineage: Eukaryota; Metazoa; Nematoda; Chromadorea; Rhabditida; Thelaziidae
Source: the annotation of a GenBank genome assembly
AUGAUGUCAGAUGCAGAAAAACCGCAAGAAAAGUCUAUUGAGAACAGUUAUAACAAUUCGUCGAUUAUCGAGCGGGGUCGAACAUUAUUGGACAAAGAAAUUAACAGUGAUAAUUGUGAUGAAAUAGUUUCUUGUUCAUUUGGAUAUCCACCCUUUGAGGCUUUUUCAAUUGAAGAUAUCGUUUCUUAUUAUAUUAUAAGCAAAUGUGCUGGGCAACAAAGAGAACUGGAAUGUUGUGUUGAAAUAGCAUCAACAUUUUUGCGAUCAAUCAAUGACUGGACUUUGCCUUCUUUAAAAGAUAUGCAAGGGAAAUUGUCGUUUCCAAAUUUAUUGGCAUAUCGUAUCAUUUAUGCAAGAUGGUUACGAUUCUGUUUACUACCAAAGGAAAACAAAUCACAUCAGUCAUAUUGCAUCAUUAAAAUAUUUGGCUUUCGUUUUUUAAUCAUUCUUCUUCCAUUCUUCAUAUACGAUGUCAAGAAAUGCACCCGCAGUGUUAAUCUCCAAGUUAUUCAAAAUCUACUCAAUUUUGCAUCUGAAUUGAAUGACAUUCUUAGCUGCAGUAAUUUGCUUACGGACUCAAAAAUAUUAUACUCUUUUCCUGACGGAAUUUCUCGACCUUCAUUGAAACGAGGUUAUUCCGUUUGGAGUACGGAGUCUCAUCUAGAUGUGACGUCUAAUAUUUUGGAAACAAAAUUUCCUCGUCAAGAGUUGGAACAUUUAAAUCCGAUUACACAAUGUGAAACGAAUUUCGACGAGUCUUUGAUGCUACGACUUAUUGCUCGAAUGGAGUUAACAAAUAUGCAGUCGAAGCGCUGGAUGUCUAAAAUGAAUGUUUUCGAAGUAGAUGUUGCCAGAACGGAAGUUUCUCGUUUAGAGGUGAAAUUGAAUCCCGCUUUUCAUAGUUUCUUUCUUAUGGAACUUGAUAACGUGAUAUCUUUCCACGUAAUUUCAAAUAAUUAUGAUGCAAAUCAUUGUCAUCAGAAAUUAGCAUGGUUAUUACAGUUGCAGUGUCUGUUUAGCACUCAGUUACCUCGUAUGCCCAAGGAGUAUAUCUCAAGGCUUGUUUUUGAUAAUCGUCACAAAAAUCUGGUCAUUAUCAAGAGAGAACGUGGAGUAAUCGGAGGCAUAUGCUUUCGACAGUUUCCCACACAAGGGUUUAUCGAGAUCGUAUUCUGUGCUGUGACGGCAAAUGAACAGGUAAAGGGUUAUGGGACUCACAUGAUGAACCACUUAAAAGAUUAUCAUAUUACAACAUGUCACAUAUAUCAUUUUCUGACAUAUGCUGAUGAAUUUGCUGUUGGCUAUUUCAAGAAGCAAGGUUUUUCCCAGAAAAUAACGAUUGAUAAGAAGCAGUAUCAUGGUUACAUUAAAGAUUACGAAGGAGCGACGUUAAUGGGUUGUCAGUUGCAUCCAUGGAUAGUGUAUACAAAUUUAGCGAUAUUCUUGAAACGUUUACAUGAUCUUUAUCAAAGUGCCAUCAAAGAAAGCUCGUCCAAAGCAGAAAAAAGUUGGCCAAGAAUUGGAAAUGUCUUCCAUUGUCAUGAUGGCUCAUUAGUACCAUACACCAAACUGCCAGGACUGGAAUGCUAUGAAAAAGAAUUAGUACCGCAUGAAGAACUUGAACGAAACAUUCGUUGUAUUCUCCUUAAAUUAAAAUCAGACAAAUCAUCAUGGCCAUUUCUAAAACCAGUGGAUGCGAAAGAAGUUCCGGAAUAUUAUGGAUACAUAAAAUUCCCAAUUGAUUUGAAAACAAUGUAUGAGCGCUGUAAAGGAAAAUAUUACAUCCAUAACCUGUCAUUGAAAUCUGGUUUUAAGGAAAGAUUAUUUGUUGCCGAUCUUCGAAGACUGUUCAGCAACUGCUUCAAAUUUAAUGCACCAAACACAUUGUACUACAAAGCAGGAUAUAAUUUGGCUCAGCUUGCGCGAAACCUGUGUCAAAAAGCUUUUCCUUUUUUGGAUAUAUAUCCCGAACUUCCCGAUGUGAAACCUGAACUCUAG